UCUUGAAUCAUCCGGGAGCGGCGGGGGCAUUGCUGCUGCUGCCUCCGCCGCCGCCUAAGCGGGGGAAAGAGGGAGCGCGCCUGGUCGUCGUCUCCUCCGCCUCCUCCCGCUCCUCCACACAAGCAGAGCGAGGCCCGGGGCUCCACAAGACCCCGCGGAGGGGCCUGCGGCGGAAGGGCCGUCCCCCCACCCCCCCUGCUUGGCCUGAGCCUGCCCUUUUGGGGUAGGAGGGUGGCGGCGGCGAAGGCGAGAGGAACUGGGACUUCAGCUGGAGAAGGAGGAAAAGGAGAGGGCGCGAUUAAAACAUGAGAGCUGCGGCUCGGUGAAGCGGGUCUGGGGAGGGGGAGAAGGAGAGGGGGCGCCUGAGGGGAUCAGGAGCCCUCCCUCGAGCAGCUCUUCAGUGGCCCUUUGCUGCUUCUUCGACGGAGUGCCUGAGAGAGGACCGAGGAGGUGCAGAAAGCGGGCGCUAACCCCCGCGACUUACUCCUUCGGAAGCCUCUUACUCGGACUGCUGCUGCAGCGCCCAGCACCCCUCCCCAGCCGCAGCUCGCUCCUUCUCGCCCUCUCAAGCUGCUAGUUUCUUCUCGCCUUCCUCCCUGCCCCCCUAAUCCCAGCCCCGGCUAACACGCGCACACCUCUCUCUCCCCACCCCCACUCCCUUUCGCACUCCAUGAGAAUCCCUCUCCUCUUUAAUCCGCUACCACCACCUUCUAAGGAUCCUAAUCUGUCUAUAGGAUGAUCCUUGAAGAAUCCGAGGGGCCCACAGUGCUCCAUUAUCAGACUGGAAUAUAGAUGAGAAAGUGGGGUCGUGGUGGUGGUGGUAAUCACCCACAUUUCCCUCCCCACACUCCCUUUUUCUUGAUGGUGGUACUUCAUAACCACUAUCAUGCAGUAAAAUCAUACCCUUUUUGUAAAUAUAUAUAUAAGUAUUUGGGGAGAGAAGGGUGUUAGGAUUUUUUUUUAUUUUUAUAUAAUAUAUAGCCAGAUUUUGCCAUCACAAACCGUGCUUCAGCACAAGUGAAUGAAAAUGUCCACUAGAACUCCAUUGCCUACGGUGAAUGAACGCGAUACUGAAAAUGAUGCCGGAGCAUCAGUAGGGGAAAGCUUUUGUGAAAAGCACACCUCUCAUGGUGACGGACGCCAAGAAGUUUCCUCUCGAACUGGCCGUUCCGGGGCCCGCUGUAGGAAUUCUAUAGCUUCCUGCGCAGAUGAACAACCCCAUAUUGGGAAUUACCGACUUCUUAAAACGAUUGGAAAGGGCAAUUUUGCAAAAGUGAAACUGGCCAGACACAUCCUUACUGGCAGAGAGGUUGCAAUAAAAAUAAUUGACAAAACUCAGUUGAAUCCAACUAGUCUACAGAAGCUGUUCAGGGAAGUAAGAAUAAUGAAGAUUUUAAAUCAUCCCAAUAUAGUUAAAUUAUUUGAAGUAAUUGAAACUGAAAAAACACUCUACUUAAUCAUGGAGUAUGCAAGUGGAGGGGAGGUAUUUGACUAUCUAGUUGCACAUGGACGAAUGAAGGAAAAGGAGGCAAGAGCUAAAUUUAGACAGAUAGUAUCUGCAGUGCAGUAUUGCCACCAAAAGCAUAUUGUUCACAGAGAUCUCAAGGCUGAAAACCUAUUGCUUGAUGCAGACAUGAACAUUAAAAUAGCUGAUUUUGGCUUUAGUAAUGAGUUUACAGUUGGAAAUAAACUGGAUACAUUUUGUGGCAGCCCUCCAUAUGCUGCUCCAGAACUCUUCCAAGGCAAGAAGUAUGAUGGCCCUGAAGUAGACGUCUGGAGUUUAGGUGUCAUUCUUUACACUCUUGUGAGUGGUUCUCUGCCUUUUGAUGGACAGAAUCUAAAGGAACUGAGGGAGAGAGUGCUGAGAGGCAAAUACAGGAUUCCUUUUUACAUGUCAACAGACUGUGAAAACCUGCUAAAACGUUUCCUGGUGCUAAAUCCGACUAAAAGAGGCACUCUUGAGCAAAUUAUGAAGGACAGAUGGAUCAAUGCAGGGCAUGAGGAUGAUGAACUUAAACCUUUUGUUGAACCAGAGCUAGACAUCUCAGACCAGAAGAGAAUAGAUAUAAUGGUUGGAAUGGGGUAUUCUCAAGAAGAAAUACAUGAAUCCCUUAGUAAAAUGAAAUAUGAUGAAAUCACUGCUACAUAUUUGCUACUGGGGAGGAAAUCAUCAGAGUUGGAUGCCAGCGACUCGAGCUCCAGCAGCAACCUUUCACUAGCUAAAGUCAGGCCAAGUAGUGAUCUCAACAAUAGCACUGGACAAUCUCCACAUCACAAAGUGCAGAGAAGUAUAUCUUCCAGUCAGAAGCAGCGACGGUACAGUGACCAUGCUGGUCCCUCUGUUCCUCCAGUAGUGGCAUAUCCAAAAAGAAGUCAGACUAGCACUACCGACAGUGACCUCAAAGAAGAAGGGAUUCAGUCGCGGAAAUCUAGUGGCACCGCUGCUGGAGGAAGAGGAAUUGCGCCUGCCAGCCCCAUGCUUGGCAAUGCCAGCAACCCAAACAAAGCUGAUAUUCCUGAGCGUAAGAGGAGCUCUGCUGCACCCAAUAAUAACACUGCACCUGGAGCCAUGACACGGCGAAAUACAUAUGUUUGUAGUGAAAGAACAACUGCAGACAGACACUCAGUCAUUCAAAAUGGCAAGGAGAGCAGUACUAUACCUGAUCAAAGGACACCAGUUGCUUCAACUCACAGUAUCAGCAGUGCAACAACGCCUGAUCGCAUCCGUUUUCCAAGAGGAACUGCGAGUCGUAGCACUUUCCACGGGCAGCUCAGAGAACGGCGCACUGCUACUUACAAUGGGCCCCCUGCAUCGCCCAGUCUGUCUCAUGAGGCAACGCCACUUUCACAGACGCGAAGCAGGGGCUCCACUAACUUGUUCAGUAAAUUGACCUCAAAGCUGACAAGAAGAAACAUGUCAUUCAGGUUUAUCAAAAGGCUCCCAACUGAAUAUGAGAGGAACGGGAGAUAUGAGGGCUCAAGUCGGAAUGUAGCUGUUGAUCAAAAGGAUGACAACAAGGAAGCCAAGCCCCGUUCACUACGAUUUACUUGGAGCAUGAAAACCACCAGUUCCAUGGAUCCUAAUGACAUGAUGAGGGAAAUUCGUAAGGUCUUGGAUGCCAAUAACUGUGACUAUGAACAAAGGGAGCGUUUUUUGCUUUUCUGUGUCCAUGGGGACGGCCACGCAGAAAACCUCGUGCAAUGGGAAAUGGAGGUGUGCAAGCUGCCAAGACUGUCACUGAAUGGAGUUCGCUUUAAACGGAUAUCGGGAACAUCCAUAGCUUUUAAAAACAUUGCUUCCAAAAUUGCCAAUGAAUUAAAGCUGUAAUGAGAAGAUCAAUCAAGUUUGUAAAUUUAAAGUAGCUAUUUCGGGGUGGGGGGGUUGUUUUUUUUUUUUUUCUGAGAACCCCAAUGGAAAUGUAUAGAAUAAUACUUAGGGCAAUAACUUCUGCAUCUUCUGGAUCAUGACAUUAAAACAGUUGAGACAAGCUGCUGAGCUGGGAGGGAGAGUUGGACUUUUUUUAUAAGUGCACUACAGCAUUAAAGUUGCCUACUAUGUAAAA
Varanus komodoensis (Komodo dragon) is the source of this 3563-nucleotide messenger RNA. RefSeq names its product microtubule affinity regulating kinase 3 (gene MARK3). Gene Ontology annotation, biological process: protein phosphorylation; intracellular signal transduction. NCBI's taxonomy places the organism in Eukaryota, Metazoa, Chordata, Lepidosauria, Squamata, Varanidae. Gene Ontology annotation, molecular function: protein serine/threonine kinase activity; ATP binding. The record is from RefSeq and is a predicted model, not a curated record. Gene Ontology annotation, cellular component: plasma membrane; cytoplasm. The transcript has 19 exons. Bases 1022 to 3328 code for a protein of 768 amino acids.